UCAAGACAAUAUUGUGUUACUCUAUUUUAAUUUUACAUUGUUAUCUGCCUGACAAAUGGUUUGCCCGAAUCUAUUAGUCUGACCAGCAAAUGUUUGAUGAAAUGAAUUUUUGUAUUUUUGAGGAAGAAAAUAAUAUUCCUUUGGCUCAGUACUUUUUGAGCCAAAAUAAGUGCUGCCAUAAUAUUGUGCUUGCUUGUCUGGCUGACUUCUUCUCACUUUCCAUUGUAGAUGUUUACUGGUGGUGAUAAUGUCACAAAGAAGAACCAGACUGAGCCCUGAAUCUGAGGCUGCUCCUUUUAUCUGGAGUCAACAAGCCUUGUUUGAAAGCCCAGUGGAUCAAUGAUUAUAAAGACACCAAGUGACGGGAUCUUGACUGAACCUUCUGGAGACCAAGAAGGGAGUGAGAGAUCCACUUCAUCCUUACAAAAGACACCAAGUGACCUGACUGAACCCUCUGGAGACCAUGAAUGGAGUGAGAUAUCCACUUCAUUCUUACAACAGACACCAAGUGACCUGACUGAACCCUCUGGAGACCAUGAAUGGAGUGAGAUAUCCACUUCAUUCUUACAACAGACACAGAGUGACCUGACUGAACCCUCUGGAGACCAUGAAUGGAGUGAGAUAUCCACUUCAUUCUUACAACAGACACCAAGUGACCUGACUGAACCCUCUGGAGACCAUGAAUGGAGUGAGAUAUCCACUUCAUUCUUACAACAGACACCAAGUGACCUGACUGAACCCUCUGGAGACCAUGAAUGGAAUGAUAGAUACACUUCAUCCUUACAACAGACACCAAGUGACCUGACUGAACCCUCUGGAGACCAUGAAUGGAGUGAGAUAUCCACUUCAUUCUUACAACAGACACCAAGUGACCUGACUGAACCCUCUGGAGACCAUGAAUGGAGUGAGAGAUCCACUUCAUCCUUACAACAGACAUCAAGUGACAGGUACCUGACUGAACCCUCUGGAAACCAAGAAUGGAGUGAGAGAUCCACUUCAUCCUUACAACAGGUUACUACUUCUUAUCAUGAUAUACUAGGUUUGAGUUUUCAGCUUUCUUUGACAAACACAGGAGAAGUUAUAAAUCAGAAACAUGGACUCUCCAUGAUUUCAGUCGUCAUGUCCUCAUAUUUCUUCAGACCUGAAAAACCUGAGUGUGUUUCAGGUGACAUGACUUUUGUCUUAACCUAACUCUGGAGAGCCUGUGUUCGAAUGUCCCCAU
Hippocampus zosterae (dwarf seahorse) is the source of this 1222-nucleotide messenger RNA. RefSeq lists its product as uncharacterized. The coding region runs from base 340 to 1191 and encodes 283 amino acids. The transcript is spliced from 10 exons. The record is from RefSeq and is a predicted model, not a curated record. NCBI's taxonomy places the organism in Eukaryota, Metazoa, Chordata, Actinopteri, Syngnathiformes, Syngnathidae.